Benincasa hispida (wax gourd) is the source of this 420-nucleotide messenger RNA. NCBI's taxonomy places the organism in Eukaryota, Viridiplantae, Streptophyta, Magnoliopsida, Cucurbitales, Cucurbitaceae. The record is from RefSeq and is a predicted model, not a curated record.
AUGGAGAAGGAGAGAGGGCUACCCGAAGCUGGAGUUGUUAAUCAACCCUUGCCUUCGGAGGAAGAGAUGGAAGAAGCUUCGCAAAGAAGUGUCCUGGCCAUUUCGAAUCCUAAGGAAACUAUUCAAACAGAAUCCUAUGAGGGACCCAUCAUGGUUGCUUUGAAGGAGGUGGAAGCGAAGAAGCUGUCGAAAACGGCUGAAGAGAAGAAGAAAAAGAAAAACAAGGAGAAGAGGGCAGAAAGAGAUGAAGAAGCCCAGCCAAGGAAGGAAAAAAAAGAAAGAAAAUCGAGUGAGAAGAGGGAACGCAGGUGGGAGGAGAAGCGUCUGAAGAAGAAGGAAAAAAAGAGAAAGAGGGCUGAGAACCCAGAGGUCGAUGGAGAAUCAACCACCACAAGGGUGGAUGAAAGGGUGUCAACGUAA